Molecule: messenger RNA, 5177 nt
Organism: Schistosoma turkestanicum
Lineage: Eukaryota; Metazoa; Platyhelminthes; Trematoda; Strigeidida; Schistosomatidae
Source: the annotation of a GenBank genome assembly
UGAGUUGUGUAAUUUCGAACUCAAGGUUAUGGCUUCGGACUUUUACAUUUCUAAUUUUAAGCUAGAACACCAGAAACUUCAAGAUAAAGUUGAAAAACUUGAGAGGGAAAAAGAAUUGCUUAUGGCAGAACUCGGACACAGAGAACAUAAUUUCUGUGGCAACAUACUCGCGUUUGUUGAGAGCUUAUUUUUGAAUUCGAAAUAUAGUGAUAUACUCUUCAAAACACCGAACGUUCUUGUCCCUGGACAUAAGUUUGUUCUCGAUGCCAGGGGUGGAGUGUGGAAUGCUUAUACAGAGAAUGGUGUAGAAUAUAUAAAUAUACAAGGGUAUUGUCAGAAAGUGUGCGAGGCAUUGAUUCUCUGGGCUUACAGAGGAACUUUGGAGAAGCAGGAUGCACGGUGUAUGUCCGAUUUAAUGACUCUCGCACGAGAAUUUUGCUUGCCUUCCUUAUUUACCCAGUGAGUAUUUCUAUUUUUAGAGUUGUAGGUGUGAAGUUGCUUUGAUCCCUCUAGUGACAAAAGAAAACUGCUUGUCAUUGUAUUCGUCUUCUUAUAGACUAGGAGCUACCCGGUUACUAGAACAUUGCUUUAUGUUCUUGUCAGAUGUUUGGCCUAAUUUUUCACCUAAAGAGAUUUCUGCAAUCGCUUCCCCUGUUCUUCAAUCUUUCCUCGAGAAAUAUUCCAAGUUCCCCGUGCACUCAGCAAUUGAACUUGGGCGAGAUGACACCGUUUUAUCUUUGCUUAACGUAAAUCAUCCGAAGGUAAAACUCCUCGUAAAUCAACUGAACGAAAAUGGAUUAUCUCCGUUGUAUAUGGCUCUAAAAGAUGCUCAUUUUGAACUUGCUGAGAAACUGAUUGGUGUAGGUGCAGAUAUAAACGCACUUAUCGGUCCUACUGGCCAGAAGCAACCCGUUACUCAGUUUGCAUUUGCAAAACGCCAAUAUGACGCUGUCCAAUUUCUCUUGCUUCAUGGUUCUAAUUGUGAUUUCUGUGAUUCAACCUCGUCUCGCACUCUACUUCAUACCCUCGCAGUAGCUGAUGAACAUGAAAUGUCAGAAGCCGUGAUCAAUAUUGCAAAAACAAUAAUUCAGCAGAGUGCUAAUAUUUCUUGCCAGGAUGCAGAUGGAAAUUCACCGUUGCAUUUAUCCAUUUUGCACAAUAAUUCGACCUUAUUGAAUUUGCUGCUCAAUCAUUCAAAGAAACCUAAUUUAGAUUUACCAAAUAAUCAAGGAUUUUGUCCACUGUGGUUAGCGCUUGUUAGGCAGUUCAACUUUCAUGAUCCAAAUGUUUAUGGAUUUAAAUCUAACUCAUUGACAAAUAGUUCAUAUGACUUCGCCACUCAAUUAAUUGAAAAUGGUGCUAACGUGAAUUAUAGAUUUACUGACGUUUAUCAUUCUGAAUUGAAUAGUAAAUCUUUAAAGAAUCCACUCCCAGGUGAUACUCUACUUUUGGCUACUUCACGUAUGGAAUGGGAGUCAGCUGCUUUAUUUCUUCUCGAUCAUGCACAAUGUGAUCCUACUUUGGAGUCAUUUACUCAAGGAGAAACGGUUUUUCAUGUUGCUGUAGAAGCUGAACUGUUUACUUUAUGCAGUCGUUUGAUAAUGCGGAAUGACACUGACCCAAACCGUUUACGGUUUUCCGAAGUUAUUAUACUGACAUCAGACGUUGAGACUUCUCACGAAAGUACUUGUGUGAAAGAGGUCAGUCAACUCAAAAUUACGAAAUCGUUAAAUCCUUUUGAUGAUGAUUACGAUACUGAUGAUUACAAUCUUUUAUCUGGUCCUAUGGAUAAUAAUAUAUCAUGUCAUUUGAAUAGUUCAAAUCCAUCCACUGACUCUGCGGUUAAUGGUACUAUUACUCCAUCAAUAUUAGCUGCACCAUCAUCGAAUGUAACUAAACAUAAUCACAAGUCUAUCCAACAUUUAUACUGCAGUCCUUUACAUCUUGCUGUACAACAUAAAAUGUUCGGGAUAUUCGACUUUUAUCUUGAAAACAAAGCCAACGUGGAUUGGUUUCUGUUGAAUGAUUCUGGUGAUUCGGUGUUCAGCUUACUUUUAUGGUCAGAACAGUUUCAAUUGGCCAGUAGAAUACUAGAAUCAAUGUAUAAUCAAUCAAAAAAUUCAUCAGUUAGUCAUGACUUGAAAUUCGAUGAAUCCGACAAAGCUAUCCAAUCGAUUCGAAGUAUACUACCUACAAUAUGUAUUAAGCCAUCUUUAUUGAUUCGAUCCAUUGAACGCGAUCAAUUAGAAGUUGUAAAAUUCUUGAUCGAACAUGGUGCUAAUAUUAAUGAGAGUGAAAAUGACUCUCAGUCAUACAUUAACCCUCUCUGGACUGCAUUGAAGUUAAGAAGAUGGACAAUAGCCGAUUAUUUGGUUGAUCAUGGAGCUGAUGUUAAUUCAUGGGCACCAUUUAAUGAGACAAAUACAAAAAUCACUCUAUUACAUCGUGCAAUUCAUGAGAAUAAUGAAGAGGCUAGUGUAUUUCUAGUGAAACGAAAUUGUGAUGUCAAUGCAUGUCCACAGUGUGAUUAUUCAGUGAAUAAGAAAAAAUCGAAUUCUAUACCAGAAUUAGCUCGAUAUCCAUUGCAUAUGGCUACUUUAAAUGGAAUGUAUGAACUUGUCAAAGUACUUAUUUCUAGCAAUCGUGUACAUAUUAAUCAACAGGAUUAUAACGGUGAAACUGCUUUACAUUUAGCAAUCAAAUCAAAAAAUGAAGAACUUGCCAACCUAUUAAUUGAAGCGCCUCAAAUUGAUUAUACUGUUCGAGAUGCACAAGCAUAUACUGUAUUUCAUGUAGCUGUAGAUCUACGUCAGCGGACAAUUGCACAAAAACUUUUAGAAAAGGACUCUUCUUUAGCUUUACAAGUUGAUAGUUCAGGACGGAAUUUCCUACAUAUUGCAAUAGAAAAUUUGGAUCGUGAAGCCAUUUUUCUUCUUAUUCAAAUUGGAGUUGAUAUGAAUGCUUGUGUACGUAAUGUGCAUCGUCUAACACCCUUACAUUUAGCUAUUAAAACUGGUGUCGAUGAAGAUAUUUUGCGUAGUUUGCUUCUUGCUGGUGCAUCUAUCGAUUCACAAACACCACAAAAACAAUACGGUCUUCAUUUGGCUGUGAUUUACGAUAGACCAGAAUUAGUGCAUUGUUUAUUAGAAAAUGGUGCUGAUGCGAAUGCUCAAGAUUCAGAACGUAAUACACCAUUGCAUCUAGCUGUUCGACAUGCAAGAGUGAAUUGUCUUGUCAAACUCCUUAAUCAUUCCGAUACAAAUUGUUUUUGUAUGAAUAUCAGAGGUCAAUUACCAAUUCAUUUACUAGCUCAACAUCAAGGUCCAGUCAGUGUUGAAAUACUUGGAUAUUUGUUAGAAAUAUCUGUCGCUAAUCAAAUCAAUUGUCAAGAUGCUGCUGGCAAUACACCAUUAAUUCUUGCAUAUCAAGCACAGAACGUAUCACUAUGUAUCGCAUUACUUCAAGCUGGUGCAUCUUUAGGAGUGAUGAAUUCUGAAGGGGAUACUGUGUUUAGUUUAGAUAGAAAGAAAUGUAAAAGUUCAUCGCCUGGACGUGUUCUUUCACAAUUAUUAGAUUCACUCGUUCAAGAACCUCGAUGGGAAGAUGGUUCUGUUUGUGUUGAAUGUUGUGUGAAAUUUGGAAUCACUAACAGAAAACAUCAUUGUCGUCAUUGUGGACGUUUACUUUGUGCUCAAUGUUCAGCGUUUGAAGUACCAAUAGUAAAAUAUGAACUUUCUAAACCAGUUCGUGUAUGUGUAGUUUGUUUCAAUUUUUUGAAUAAUCCAUUCUAGUGUGUUUGUAUAUGUGUGUGUGUAUAUGUAACUGAUGAUUCUGAUUUUAUAUUUUCACAUGAAACUCGGUAUAUAGAGAUGUAUGUAUAUCAUUUAUUCUCUCAUAGAUUUAAUUUCCUUACAUUAUUCCUUGUGAUGUAUGAUUUUAACUUCAAUAUCUUUUUAUCAUGAAAUUCUUAAUUUGUUGAUUUUAAUUUCGUCACUUUAAACAAAGAUGUAUGUGUUAUGUGUGGAUAAAUGAUCAUUGAACGUAAAAUCAUAAUUUGUGUAGUAUAUGCACAUGAUGUGCAAUCAUUUCAGUAUGCAAAAAUUAUUCAUUUCUGGUUGUUUUUGCUUUAUCUUUGUUUAUUAUGAUGAUUGUUUUUUAUUUUUUGUUUUGCUAUUUAUUGUCUUGUUCUUACGAGCCAAUAAUGAUGAUAAUUUCUGGGUUUCAUUUUAUUUUGUCCAAUAAAUUUAUGUUGAUGUUUGCAAAAAUUUUUAACAAGGAAACAAAUAAAAGACGAUUGUUGAUGGAAAUUUUGUCAAUUCUUAUUUUGAUGAGUUGAAAAUUUUCAUUGAUCAUUGAUUUCUUGUUGACAAGUUAUCUGUCAUCAAAUAAAUGAAUUAGUAGAAAUCAUGGAACUAUUGUCUCCCCUGCUGAAAUUGUGAUUUAUUGAAAUGAAUGAAUUAAUAAAUUCAAACAAUUGAUUAUUGAACAAUAGAUGACAGAUUACAUUUUUGUUUCAAUUCCAUUCGAUUGAACCAAGGUAAAAUAUCACAAUUUGUUGGCAUGAUUCAAAUUUGAACAAUUCGAAACAAUACUGUGCUGUGAUUAUAAAUGAACUACGAUGCUUAAAUUGAUAAAUUGAAAUUAUUUAAUUUGAUUUAUGUUGAAGUAAAAUGUAGAUUCAUAUUUAAGGAACAAUUUAUUUGUCAACACAUCAAUUAUCAUUCGAUAACUUAUAUAUAUGCGUAUAUAUUUAUAUUAAAAAUUUAUCUUAAUCACGUAUGUUCAUAAUAAAAGAGUUUAAUCUUACAUAUUUAUUAUUCAGUCAUUUCUAAAAUCAAACUGUGAAAUUUUAAAAGAAAGAUUGAAGAAGACGUCAGUACAAAGUUAACCAUUAUCUAACUAAUCAUGCUAACUGCACAAAAUAUAAACAAAACUUGAGAAUUUUAAACGUGAUGGAAGUAUUCAGAUAGAAUUUGUAUUUUUAAUCAACAAAAAAAUGUUUUGUUUUUUGUUCAACGUUUUUUGAUCAAGAGAUUUUCUUUCAAACUAUCUUCUCAUAGAUGUAAUUAUUGAAGUAACUUUCAAGAAUUUUACUUGGGAGAUCAAUUCAAAAGUUAUAAUUGUUAUUACUUUUGUUUUAUUAUGGAUAUAUUUUCUUAUUACUUAAUAAUGUGGAA